Notothenia coriiceps (black rockcod) is the source of this 3637-nucleotide messenger RNA. RefSeq names its product nyctalopin (gene nyx). Gene Ontology annotation, molecular function: protein binding. The record is from RefSeq and is a predicted model, not a curated record. Bases 1 to 1458 code for a protein of 485 amino acids. Lineage: Eukaryota; Metazoa; Chordata; Actinopteri; Perciformes; Nototheniidae. The transcript is spliced from 4 exons. Gene Ontology annotation, cellular component: plasma membrane.
AUGAACGAGGCGCGCAGAGUCGAGGUCGUUCCCAGCUUGGUGUUUCUGGUCCUCCUCCCCCAGCCCCUCCUCGCUCGCUGGGCCUGUGUGCGCUCCUGCCCCCCCUCCUGCUCCUGCACCCCCGAGAGGAGCUGCUCUGUUCUCUGUGACCGCUCCCGUCUGGCGCAGAUUCCUCCAGAGUUUCCCUGCGAGGCGGCAGCCAUCAACCUGGACAAGAACAGCUUGAAGUUCCUCUCAGAGCGGGCCUUCGGGACCCUCCCCGCCCUGAAGAGCCUCUCUGUGGAGCACAACAACAUCUCCUUCAUCACGCCUGGGGCCUUCAAGGGCCUCCCUAACCUGGUGGAGCUGAAGCUGGGCAACAACGACUACAUCAGUUACCUUCACACGCGCACCUUCACGGGGAUAAAGAAGCUGGAGCGCCUGGACCUGUCCAACUGCAACCUGUUCAACAUCCCCGACCGCAUCUUCAUCGAGCAGCCGGCGCUCCACGAGGUCUUCCUCUUCGAGAACCACUUCCGCAGGAUCCCCUCGUCCUUCAGAGGGAUGGAGAACCUGACGCACAUCUACCUGGAGAGGUGUCGCAUCGAGGCGGUGGCCUACAACUCCCUGCUGGGCCUCACAAGACUCAAGUUCCUGAACCUCCAGGAGAACCGCAUCCACGUGAUCCACGACCACUCCUUCCAGGACCUGGUGCUUCUGGAGAACUUCUACCUGAACGACAACAUGCUGGCGAAACUCCCUCGCUCCGCCUUCAAAGGCCUCGUCUGCCUCAAGAUGCUGAACCUGGGCGGGAACAAGCUGACCAACGUGUCCCGCACCUGGUUCGGUGACCAGGUGGAGCUGGAGGUGCUCUACCUGGACAGGAACCAGCUGUUAAACAUCGAGGAAGGAGCCUUCGAGAACCUCACCAGCCUCAUCACGCUUCACCUGAACAGCAACAACCUCACGACGUUUCCCUUUCCUGUUUUCCAGCCCGUUUACUUCCUCGCUCGCCUCUUUCUUUUCAGGAACCCAUGGGUGUGCGACUGUUCCUUAGAGUGGCUGAAAGAAUGGAUGGAAAGUUAUAAACUAGUUCGAGACGUCCCGUGUGCGUCGCCUUCCUCCGUGGCUGGAUUAGAUCUUUCCGAGGUGGUCUUUGCGAGAGUUAACGAAACCUGCGUGGACCCCGGAGAGUUGAAUGUAACCACGGUUUCGUCGCAAAUCGUCGCCACGACUGAGAACCGCUUCAACAACCUCAUCUCCAAACUCCUGCAGCAGGAGCUCAGGGAGGAGAUGGGGAACGGGACGGAAAGUCUGAGAAACGGGACUCUGAUGUCUGAGGAGGGGAAUCUCUCAUCGGGGGGCGAAGGGCGAAGAGGGAACGGAAACCAAACAUUUCUCUACUUUCUAGUUGUAGUGUGGAUCGUGUUUGAUUUGAUCGGACAAUUAGAGAGUUAUUACUGCCUCUCGUGCGCAUGAGGGCUUUGGAAAUGGUUUCUUUGCUUUGCGAGCGACAGAAGGAACAAGGAGUAGCUUUUCAAAUUGACGAUGAGAUAAAAGAUGUUUCAUUUCAUCCGAGAACGGACGUGGGGUUGCUGUUGAGAGUCUGCCCCGCUGAACGUCUGAACGUCUGGAUAUUUUUCUUGUGAAAUACAAGCGUGGCAAACUGGAUAUUCUCAGCUAUCUUCAGACGAAAGACUGAUGUUUACAUUUCUACAUCUACUAUUCUUUAUUCUUGUUCGCCCUGCUGAAUGGUGACAUUAAAGAUCACUUAUCCAUGAAAGCAGGGAGGAACACGGCCAAAUGGAUAUUUUGUACUCUUCUCUAAACUCGUGAGUUUGUGCUGCAAAACGUCAUCACUGUCUCUCGAGCACAUGAGGACUUUGGAAAUGUGGUUUCUUUGCUUUCGGACCGACAGAAGGAGAAGCUUUUCAAACUGCAGAUAAAACAUGUUUCAUUUCAUCCAAGAACGGAGCAACAAGCUUUCAUUGACGUGGGGUUGCUGUUGAGAGUUUGCCCUGCCAAACGUCUGGAUCUCUGGAUGUUAUUCUUGUGAAAUGCAAGCGCGGCGCGAGGACUUUGGGAGAUAGUUUCUUUGCUUUCUGACCGGCAGAAGGAGAAGCUUUUCAAAUUGCUGAUGAGCUAAAAUUAUGUUUAAUUUCAUCCAAGAACGGAGCAACAAGCUGUCAUUGCUGGUGUGAGUUUGCCCUGCUAAACAUCUGGAUCUCUGCAGCAAACUGGAUAUUAUCAUCUUCUUGUUUGCCCUGCAAGACGGUGGAUUUGUUCUAAAGAAAGUUGUGAUUAAAGACCAUUUAUCCAAGCACGGAGGAACACUCGUCCUUAAACGUGCCGGUGUGAGUUUGCGCUGCUAAAUCAAAUGUAGGAUUUCCGGGAUAUUUCUAAAGGCAUUCAUUCUCAAAUGAGCACCUCUUCUCUAAACUUGUGAGUUUGUGCUGCAAAACGUAGGAUUUUUUCUCAAUUGCAGAUGAGAUUUAAGAUCAUUUAUCCAAGAAAGACUGGAGAAAUACUCUUCUUCUAACGUGGCAGUACUGGUGUGACGUUGCGCUCCCAAACGCUGGAUUUUCGGGAUUUUUCUUUUGAAUUGAAAGCGCGGUAAAGUGAAGAUAUUCGAGUCUCUUUAGAGGAAAACACUGAUAUUUAAAAGUGGCAUUUAUGUCAAACAAGCUUCUGUUUUAUGUGGUUGCUGCUGUGAGUUUGCCCUGCGGAAAAUAGGAUUUAAAACGGUUUUCUGUUGAAAUGCAAGCAUGGCAAAUUAAAACAAUGACUAUUUUCCGCUGUAAGAAGACUGAUGUUGUCAUGGUGAUGAUGAUGAUCCUUGUCUGCUCUACAAAAUGUAUGAUUUUUGUUGAAAUUACAGAUAAGUUAAAACAUCUUUUAUCCAUGAAAGACGGAGGAAUACUCCUUCUUUCACGCUGCGUUGCUGGUUUGAGUCUCGCUGCAAAAAGCCGGAUUUUCUGGAUAUUUUGCUGUUGAAAUUGAAACUGGAAAUGUUCUGCUCUCUUCCGAGAAAAGACUGACGGCAUUUAUCUCCACAUGAGCUGUUCAAAUACAAUAAUCUAUGAUAUGUAUAGAUUGAAUAUCCCAAGCAUCCUCUUCAUCCUCAUUAACAGCUGCAGGAUCUCCAGCAUCACAGAGGCGGAGGAUUACUGUGAUCAAAGUGAACAUGUGAAGCUACACUUUCUGUUGCGUAACGAUCAGUUUUUAAUUAACAUGACGUGAAAUUCUUGGUUUGUGACGAGUGUGUUUUACUUUCAUUGACAUCUCUGUGUGAGGGCACGCUGUAAACAGAUGUCUCUCUGCUCCUCUUCAUGCAGAUAUAAACGCUGUGCAGCUUUCCCAUAAACUCACUAAUCUUCUUACAGCGCUGCAGCGUAAUGGAGGCUCUUCCCCAUUGCUUUGCCUUCCUUUGCAUUUCCCCGUAUGGACGUGACCUCGUCCCGUAAAGAGCGGUGUGAUCUCCAUAUGUCAGGUUGUGUAUUCGGGGGAGGAGUGAGAGAAAGAAAGGCUUUCAGGUAAAUCACAACGAAAAGGCAUGAACUGCUCUUGACGUGCAGCACAUUCUGGGAACUGCAAAGACUACAUAUGUCGCGUUCACACCAAAAAGAGCCGGAACUAAAAUUAGUUCAUCAGAACCUUU